Messenger RNA from Phytophthora infestans T30-4, 2295 nucleotides. RefSeq lists its product as uncharacterized. Gene Ontology annotation, molecular function: zinc ion binding. NCBI's taxonomy places the organism in Eukaryota, Oomycota, Peronosporomycetes, Peronosporales, Peronosporaceae. The coding region runs from base 550 to 2295 and encodes 581 amino acids. The record is from RefSeq and is a predicted model, not a curated record. The transcript has 5 exons.
CAACACUACGACUUCGUAUUAGCAGCAGCUCAAGUUUUAAACCGGCCCAGUAUGGCAGUCAACGCCGCUGUUGGGUCUAACGACGCCGCCGACAGCAACGCGGAUUCUAUCGCGUUGAGCGAUAUAGGCUUUUCUGAUGUGGACCUCGACCAUGCGGUGGAAAGUUCGAAUGAUUCCGCCUUCCAGCUCGAAGAUGAAGUAGAAGGAAUAUCGACAACAGCAAACGAAGAAGUGGCUUCGCAGCGACCAUACGUACGUGAAGCCACCUUCGACUCGUUUUCGGCAGCAUACAGGGAGAUAUUCGACAGAAGCGAUGACGUCUAUACCUACGAAACUCGAUACGAGAGCGAUCGACUACUGGCUAGGGUAUAUCGUUGCCGCUCGCUCAUUAAUUGUGGAGUUUGCUUCAAAAUCAAAACUGCGGCUGAACCCGAAGCCCCAACACAGUAUUAUCUCGAACGAACCGGAAGUCACGGAUCACAGCCAGCUACGGUCACCCUUCGAGGAAUUCACCCCCAACUUCUAGACGAAGUGGACGCGUUGCUGAACAUGGGUUGGGGAGCUAAGCAGCUCCGGUCUAUGCUAAAUCAUCGAUACCACGACGAACCAAGAUCCCUUCGCAUGGUACCGAGCUGCAAACAGCUUGAGAAUCGCAAAGCAUUUCUUGUUCGUAGCUCCGCUAAUGGUUGGGAUAUCUCGAACCAUGUAACUUUUACUGCCUGGGCAAGUCAGAGAGUGUGUGAUACUCGUGAAAAGUUCAUGGCCGUAGACGACCCGAACGAUAGACGGAUGGAUAAAAUGAUAGUGCUUGACACAUUCAUCUUUGAUGGUCAAGCUCUUGACGAGGGUACGUCAUUUGGUGUUGUGGUCACAACACGACGAGUCUUCAGGAAUGUAACCCGGUCAGUAAGAGAUCAAGGUGAUACUCUCGUCUGUGCAACUGAUGGAACUUAUAAACUACACUUUGGAGGGUGGACAGUGGUUGACCGUGGCUCCGUCGGAUUGACGUGGUCCAAAGGCAAGUACGUUCACAGGUUUAUUCCAUGGGUGUAUAUGUUCGUCAGGACGGAGUCAAAAGCUGGAUUCGCCAAGAUUGGAAGUACAAGUUGCGUUUGGAAGUCUCGCCACUCAGAAGCUAUUGCGUCUGCUUUUUGUGAGCUGUACGCCGAGAUGAUUAGGCCCGGAAUUGACCUCCUUCGAGCCGCUCGCUCUCACAAGCAGUUUGUUAAGCUUGCGGACGUAGUUACAGAACACUGGAUCACUAAUGGAGAGAGUGCCUACGCGAGUUGGUUCAAAGAAGUUUACCUGCGUGAGAGAUGGAAUAGGUGGCAUGUUAACGGGGCCGGAGUUGGAGGAGUAUUACCGAGUCAACAGGGGAUUGAGUCGCACCACAGCGUCAUUAAGAAGACCUGCGUUCCCAGCUCUCGUGCAUCCACCAAUGGUGUACUAAGCGGUAUUCUACCUAGUAUUUUACGGGCUGAUGGAGAGGAUCUUUGCCCUCUUAGAGUCGCCCACUUCAGCGAAGGUCCCGUUCCACCAGAAAUGAUGGUAAAAGCUGGACUUCUGGUUGCUACCCAACGUAACUACAAGCUCGUCUACAAAGGCAGAAGACGUCUACGACGCCUAAGUGCUGUCGUGUUUAACGUUACAAAGCAUGUCGUUGGUGGUCAAGGUAUGCUUGGAGCUAAUGUGGACAAUGAACGAGUGACUAAAUUCCUGAAGUCUCUCGAUAAUCGUUUCCCCAGACGAAUCACUUACUUGGAGCUAGAGUUUGAGCUGCUUUCUCUGCACAGAGUGAUGGUAAAGCACCAAGAGUACCCACCCCCUUUCGAACUUUUGCCAAUUCGGUCACACGAGACGAUCGAACGACUACGGAAAUUCUUGCAAUGUACAUGCGAGGCCUUUAUCCGAUCAGGAUGGGUGUGUUCUCACGUACUAGCUGUACUGUCCUUGUUGGACCUUUUGGAUCUACGUACUGCUAUGGCUACUGUUCCAGUUCGACGUACACCAGGUCGACCUCCAGCUAGGCGUCUAGCCCUGACAGCACAGAGUAACGAGGACGGGUUUUAUGAGGUGAAUCGACUCGUUCGACUUUUUCUCAAGCGACCGGGACACUCGGUCAUUGGCGACGUCAUUGCUGUACGGCUCUCAGACGGAGUGUACAAAUGGUCGGUGCGUUUUGGCGACGGUAGUGUUCAGGAUUAUGAAGCUGAACAGCUAGCCACAGCUGUCAACCGAGCCCACAACCUACACACGCUUCGGGUGCUGAGAACUAAAGACCUGCUAACAAUUUAA